UAGCUGACACACUCAUAAGCACACACUUGCUCAUACUCUCAGACACACACAGACUGGGUGUUUCCGAUCCAGCUCCGAAAGCAUCCCUCUCACUCAGCCUCCUCAGCCUCCUCCUCCUCCUCAUCCUUUCACAGAGAAGAAGAAGCCAGUUUAGUGAAGCCAUGCCUAUCAUCAACGUGAGACUGAUGCGGCCGAGACCGGAGACUGCGUGGGGAAUCACCAUCAUCGGAGGCAAAGACCAGCCGGGAUGCCCACUGCAAGUAUCAAAGGUGACGCCAGGCAGCACGGCGCAGAGUGCUGGCGUGAGAGCGGGAGACAAGAUCACGCGCAUCGAUUUCAAGAUGACUGACAUUCUGGACCACGACGAUGCUCAGAUGUUGUUUGACAAGCCAGAGAAUCAGCUGUCGAUCGCACUGGAGAG
This is a messenger RNA of Priapulus caudatus, 421 nucleotides long. Its product is annotated as PDZ and LIM domain protein 3-like. Gene Ontology annotation, biological process: muscle structure development; actin cytoskeleton organization. The annotation marks the transcript as partial. Gene Ontology annotation, molecular function: muscle alpha-actinin binding; actin binding. The record is from RefSeq and is a predicted model, not a curated record. The transcript has 2 exons. Gene Ontology annotation, cellular component: Z disc; adherens junction; stress fiber. NCBI's taxonomy places the organism in Eukaryota, Metazoa, Priapulida, Priapulimorpha, Priapulimorphida, Priapulidae.